AUGUCCUACAACGGCACAAACUACCCUCCGCCGAGUUACGAAACCUGUAAAGAUGGAAUCUCCGAACGAUGUCCUGCUGAGUUGUCACUUUAUGGUGACACUUUUACGCUAGGCGCUUGUGUUUUCUUCGUCGUGGCGCAUGCGCUGGCGCUUGUACCACAACUUUACUUCGGUAUCAAGGCACGAACUUGGUCGUAUACUCUAUGGCUUGCGAUCGGGACGAUAUUUGAACUCAUCGGUUAUAGUGGACGUAUCGUCAUGAGUUCAAACCCCUGGGUCUACAACGCCUUCGUCAUCCAGCUUGUCCUUCUCAUCCUCGGUCCGACACUAGUCGCCGCUGCUAUCUCGAUCACCUUCAAACAUCUUGUGCUAUGGUACGGUCGAGAGUACAGUUUCAUCAAGCCUGUCCUGUAUCCAUGGGUUUUCGUCGGCACCGAUUUCUUCUCUAUUGUCAUCCAAGCUGCUGGCGGCGGUGUUUCUUCAGCUGCCACUAAUGGAGACAACAAUGACCAGGGCAUGCUUGAUGUAGGAUCUGGUCUUCUUGUUGCUGGUGUUGUCUUCCAGAUGGCCAAUAUGAUCUUCUGUGGUGGUCUGAUGAUGAUCUAUAUCUGGAGGAGACACAAGGCUAUCAAGAAUGGUGCUGCUGUCAGGGCUGGCGACGAGACUGCUACCGAGAGUGAAUCAUCGACCAACGGAAACGUCAAGGUUAUCAGAGCAAGCGACAAGAAGACCAAGAUCUUUGUCUAUGCUCUGACCGUUGCUUACAUCGCCAUUAUCAUCCGUUGCAUCUACCGUAUUCCUGAAAUGCAGAUGGGCUGGGGCAGCACCCUCAUGCAAAACGAAACAACCUUCUUGAUUCUCGAUGGCGCCAUGAUUCUCAUUGCUGUCUGGACUUUGACCAUCUUCCAUCCCUACUUCUUCUUUCCUUUCCUCGGCAAAAAGCAUAACAAGGAGAUGGAUGCUGAGAAGUCUCGAGCUGAGGGCCCAGAUGCGCCUGUGAUGGAGGAGAACGCUCAGCGAUAA
Messenger RNA from Fusarium musae, 1023 nucleotides. RefSeq lists its product as uncharacterized. Lineage: Eukaryota; Fungi; Ascomycota; Sordariomycetes; Hypocreales; Nectriaceae. The transcript is spliced from 2 exons. Bases 1 to 1023 code for a protein of 340 amino acids. Gene Ontology annotation, cellular component: fungal-type vacuole; plasma membrane. The record is from RefSeq and is a predicted model, not a curated record.